Messenger RNA from Prunus mume (Japanese apricot), 1229 nucleotides. It is a transcript of the gene EFE, whose product is annotated as ethylene-forming enzyme. Lineage: Eukaryota; Viridiplantae; Streptophyta; Magnoliopsida; Rosales; Rosaceae. The record is from RefSeq and is marked provisional.
AGAGAGAGAGAGAGAGAGAGAAACGUACACACAGAAAGAGAGAGAUGGAGAACUUCCCAAUCAUCAACUUGGAGGGCCUCAAUGGAGAGGGAAGGAAAGCAACAAUGGAAAAAAUCAAAGAUGCCUGUGAGAACUGGGGCUUCUUUGAGCUUGUGAGUCAUGGGAUACCAACUGAGUUUUUGGACACAGUGGAGAGGUUGACUAAAGAACACUACAGGCAGUGCUUGGAGCAGAGGUUCAAGGAGCUGGUGGCCAGCAAGGGCCUUGAGGCUGUCAAGACAGAGGUCAAUGAUAUGGACUGGGAAAGCACCUUCUACUUGCGCCAUCUUCCAAAAUCUAACAUAUCUGAAGUUCCAGAUCUUGAGGAUCAGUACAGGAAUGUGAUGAAGGAAUUUGCAUUGAAGUUGGAGAAAUUAGCAGAGCAGCUCCUAGACUUGCUCUGUGAGAAUCUUGGACUUGAACAAGGGUACCUCAAGAAGGCCUUCUAUGGAACAAAUGGACCAACUUUUGGCACCAAGGUUAGCAACUACCCUCCUUGUCCCAACCCUGAGCUGAUCAAGGGUCUCCGGGCUCACACCGAUGCCGGCGGCCUCAUCCUGCUCUUCCAGGAUGACAAGGUCAGUGGUCUGCAGCUCCUCAAGGAUGGCCAAUGGAUUGAUGUGCCUCCCAUGCGCCACUCCAUUGUUAUCAACCUUGGUGACCAACUUGAGGUGAUCACUAACGGGAAGUACAAGAGCGUGGAGCACAGAGUGAUUGCCCAAACUGAUGGCACCAGAAUGUCAAUAGCUUCCUUCUACAACCCUGGCAGUGAUGCUGUCAUCUACCCUGCACCAACACUGGUGGAGAAAGAAGCAGAGGAGAAGAAUCAAGUGUACCCGAAAUUCGUGUUCGAAGACUACAUGAAGCUCUAUGCUGGCCUCAAGUUCCAGCCCAAAGAGCCAAGAUUUGAAGCCAUGAAAGCAGUGGAAACCAAUAUCAGUUUGGGUCCAAUUGCAACAGCUUAAAAGAAAUUAAGCUUUACUAAGCUGGAAAGGUUGUUUGCUUAAAGUAAUUAUGGGUGUGGCUAAAGUUUUUUAUUGUCUCUUUAAAAAUUCAGUUAAAUUACUAUUGUGGGUAUCAAAUAUCAAUCUGAUGUUUGUAGAAACUAAAUUUAUAGUAAAUAAUAUGACCUGAGAAUUUGUCAGUUUGCUAUUCCUGUGCCAGUUUGUUAAUAAACUGUUACGUUACCA